AUGACCGAGGACCACAGUAACAACGUCGCCACCAGCCAUAAAGGGCGACGUAGGGGGCCGAAGACCAAAUCUGCACAUGGCAGAACAUCUUCCAGCAAGACCAAUGGGGAACAUGACGAGACGCAUCUACAGCUCGCAAGAGCCAAGAUGGCGUCCACUACCCGCAACCGACCGCUGCUGUAUUCUGCGAUCCCAGACGCAGACAUGUUAGACGCGCAAAUGUUUUCCUUUUUCUUCGAUUUUUUUGUGCCGGCAACGAUCCCUGUUUGGCGAAAGGUCUCCUACCUACAUACUCUAGCGGGGACGUCACCUUCCACUGCCUUACUGAAGAGGGCCAAGCGUACAGUCGGCCUUGCACAUCUAGCCUUCGCCACGCACAACCAAAGCAUACUCCACGAAUCCCAGGUCUCAUACACACGACUACUAGGUCUACUGCAGUUCUCGCUUCACUUCCAGCCGCAGUCGCCGGGAGUAAAGCCGCAGGAUAUGCACGAGCUUAUGGCUACCAUAGCCUUGCUGACACAUCUUCACGAUCCACUCGUCUCCGAUUCGCCCACAUCGGACGACAGUUGGGUGGGUCAUAUCCUUGGCAUUCACCAGAUCUUUGCCACGUACGGUGGAAACCUCACAUCCCUUUCCGCACCAGGCGCUGUGCACCAAGGUCUUGCGCGGCAUACGAUGCUCAAUGGACUCUGGGUAGGGAUCGUCAAACGGCGGGCGUGGAAUAUUGAUCCUGCUUGGCUCGAGACGGGGUCGCUAGGAUGGACCCGUGUAGUCAGUGUCUUUUACGAGCUUCCUGCUUUGCUAGGACGAACGGACAAAGCCCUGCUCGCCGACCAGACCGACGAACUCAUGAAAAUUGUGAGGUCGUUACAGCUUACCAUACAACAAGGCAAAGAUCUCUUCCGGGAUGUGCGGUUCAAGAGCGCCAGCCUUGAUGCAUUGACACCCUGGCUACAAGGACCAGCAGAAGAGCAUUGCGCACUGCAAGAGUCUCGGGUCUUCCCCCGGCUGUACCUCCCUUUCGUUGGCGAGAAAGAGAUUGAGGUCCAGAAGCUACUGAUGCGUACCCUCCUGUGCCUAAUAGCCGAAUGCACUGUUUUGCGAAUCUGGCACUUCCAUCCCGUCACGACUCACAGUAUGGUAGCCGGGGCUCGAUACGCGACUGAGCAAAGAGCGCGGGACUUGGCACGACAACUCUGCAUGGCCUCGCUCUCGUUCACACAAGGAGACCGUAUAGUGCAGCCAUUCACACUUGGUCUUUGUCUACAACUUGCACGCAAUGUUUUCGAACAACAGCAAGCAUAUCCCGAAAUGGGUUGGUGUGAUGCCUGCCUCAUCGCAAACGAUCUUCGAGUGGCUCGUCUGCGGAAGACAGGUGCGCCUAGUCUGUGCAAGAUCGCGCAGGUGAUACCAGGGCUGGCCGAAGCAGGGCAAUAUGGGUCAAAGCUGAACGUACAGAACCUGAUAAUACGUGCGGAGGAGCAUGGUACGAUGAAGAUGAAGGGACUGCUACCACCGUAA
Molecule: messenger RNA, 1524 nt
Organism: Recurvomyces mirabilis
Lineage: Eukaryota; Fungi; Ascomycota; Dothideomycetes; Mycosphaerellales; Teratosphaeriaceae
Exons: 2
Coding region: 1-1524 (507 amino acids)
Source: RefSeq, a predicted model, not a curated record